This is a messenger RNA of Staurois parvus, 498 nucleotides long. The record is from the annotation of a GenBank genome assembly. NCBI's taxonomy places the organism in Eukaryota, Metazoa, Chordata, Amphibia, Anura, Ranidae.
GCACCGGCCCCCAGGCGGGGCAGCAGGCACUGGGCCCCCAGGCUGGAGCACAGGCAGCGGGCCCCCGGGCAGAGCAGCAGGCAGCAGGCCCCCGGGCGGAGCAGCAGGCACCGGGCCCCCGGGCAGAGCAGCAGGCACCGGGCCCCCGUGGGGCUGGCAACAGGUCUCGGGCCCUCAGUGGAGCGACAGGUCUCAGGCCCCAGGCGGGGCGAGCGCGCGCCGCGGGCCCCCAGGUGGAGCGACAGGUCUCGGGCCCCCAGGCAGGGCGGCGGGGCGCCGGACCCCCAGGCGGAGCGACAGGUCUCGGGCCCUCAGGCGGAGAGCGGCGGGCGCCGGACCCCCAGGCGGAGCGACAGGUCUCGGGCCCUCAGGCGGAGCGGCGGGCGCCGGACCCCCAGGUGGAGCGACAGGUCUCGGGCCCUCAGGCGGAGCGACAGGUCCUCAGGCCCCCAGGCGGGGCGGCGGGCGCCGGACCCCCAGGCGGAGCGGCGUGGCACC